Penicillium lagena is the source of this 669-nucleotide messenger RNA. Its product is annotated as DUF1014 domain protein. NCBI's taxonomy places the organism in Eukaryota, Fungi, Ascomycota, Eurotiomycetes, Eurotiales, Aspergillaceae. The record is from RefSeq and is a predicted model, not a curated record. Gene Ontology annotation, molecular function: transcription coactivator activity. The transcript is spliced from 3 exons. Gene Ontology annotation, cellular component: nucleus. Gene Ontology annotation, biological process: transcription by RNA polymerase II. The coding region runs from base 1 to 669 and encodes 222 amino acids.
AUGGGAGGCAAGAAAGCCGCCGGUGAAAACUCCAAGAAAGCCGCCGGCAACGCUCGUAAAGCCGAAGCGGCUGCUAGUAAAAAGGCUGCGGAGGACUCCAAGCGCAACGCAGAGGAGGACAAGCAAUGGGCGAAGGGAUCGAAGAGCAACGCCAAGAAAGACGACUCCGAAGCCAAGAAAGCCGAAGCAGCGCGCAAGAAAGCCGAGCGAGACGCGCAACUCGCCGCUGAAGAAGCAUCGCAGCCCUCAAAACCCAAAGGCGCCGGCGCCAAGUCCGCACAGAAGAAAUCACGGGGACUAGAUCUUGCACAGCUGGACGACGGCCCUUCGGGCAAGAAGGGGUCUGCGCUCAGCGCUACGGGUAUUGACAAUGCCUUGGAUGCGCUGUCUUUGACGGAGAAGGAUAGCGGCAAGAUUGAUCGGCACCCGGAACGACGGUUCAAGGCUGCCUAUGCGGCGUUUGAGGAGCGUCGACUUCCUGAGAUUGAGGAGGAGAAUCCGGGCCUGCGGCGACAGCAGCGCAUUGAGCUUUGCAGGAAGGAGUUUGAGAAGAGCGAGGAGAAUCCGUUUAACCAGGUGCAUGUCCGGUCUAAUGCUACCAAGGAGGAGAUUGCUGCGGUGAAGGCGCAGGAGAGGCAGAAGGUGGAGUCGAGGUUGGGUGGGAAAUAG